AUGCCCGAAGAUUCUUUGGCUGCAUGGCAAGUUCAAUCUCAGAAAGCUCCCAUGGAAGCUCGGGAACUACACCGGCAGCUUUGGCACCGCUGGCGGCCUGGCUGGUAUGCUUUUGUCCUUGCAGUGAAUGCCACGGCUACAGUCUUGCUGUUUCCUCAUCCUUAUGAUGAUCCUUAUGUGGAAAGCCCUAGAAAUUGCUUCAGUGUCCUGAUGCUGGCUAGUUUGGGAUCUGGUUGCAUGGCAGCAUGGCUGAGGAAAAGGGCCGGGGCUUCACCUCAUGUCAAAUCAGCCAGUGACUAUGCCAUUCUCAACUGGUGCCAUUCCUUGCUGGCCACCAUGGCCAGACCGCCGACUGAUCUUGUGUAUGGCGUUCUGCCGAACACAUAUCUCAGUUCACUAUCAUGUUAUCCUGAUUCUUAUUUGCUUCUUGUCAGCUGCAGAGCCAGCCUUUACCUGCUCUGCUCAGUCUGCAUGCAGAAGCUCAUCGCUUCGCGACUGGAGCUGUUGGAGCUUUCUUCCAAGCAGGCAUUCGGUGGUCGCUGCAUUUGCUGCCUUGUCCGGGUGCAAGCAUGCACUGUCAGUCUGGCAGUGAUUUUACUGUCACUUUGCUUGUGCUUCCUUGUUCUGGAAGUACCAUUGUUGACUGUUUCCUGGGCACUUACUUUGGCGCUGGUGGCGGGGGUGCUUACUGCUGUCGUUAAUGUGCUGGCCAGCAUGAUGGCAGCUUGCAUCUUGACCAAAUCUUUGCUAGUUUUGCGAAGGGUCUUGAGAAUGGCAAAGCUCAGUGAUGCGUCGGUCGCAGUGCAGUUGUCUCUGAGACGAGCCCGACGCUUGGCAGGCCUGCAAACCAUGGGCGUCUCUUGCAGCCUUGUGCUGACAAUCUUGGGGAUUCCAUGCGGUCUUAGAAGUUUCACUGACAGAGACACUAGCGCUAAAGACGCUAUUUUCUUCCUUGGCAUGCCCAUUUGGGCUGCAGUAGGCAUUCAAGCCGCGGACGUCCUGGGGAAUGCUCUGGCUGCGGUUCUCCUGUCAGGCGGCCACAGGCUUCCCAAGGUUGACCAGGUGCCUGGCCAACAGUUGGGCUGUUGGCCAUGCCGCUGCCAGACCAAAGCCCCAGUGGAACAGGAAAGGGAUUGGAGCCCGAUGUGGAAAGCAAAAGUUGAAGAGCUCUCCUUGCGGGGCAUGACUUUGCGCAGCCUCCUGUGCUUUUAUCAAGGGAUGCUUCUUCCCAUGCCCGGCUGGAACUUUGCCCCCAGUGACCAUAAGACUAAAGAUGUGGUCCGCAGAGCCAUCAUCCCUCUCACCAGCAGAGAGGAAUCUGCAUAUGCAGUUUCGGCUUUGAACAGGGAUGGACCUCGAAGUUUCAAAGACUUGCUCGCGGCUAUCAUCUCGGAUGCUUUGCAGGAGAAUAGCUUCACUUUGGCAGCCAAACUGUUGGACGAAGACUGCACAUUCGUUUGUGAGAUGCUAGCUCAGAGCGGUCGCUUGGAUGACACGUAUUGGGUUUGCGCGUUUGCAGUGAACCAGCACAUCUGCAUAUGCCACAGCAACCCUUACGACCGCGAUCCGUUGACAAACGAGUUGCAUCCCGUGUGCAGUUGCAGCAGCGUGAAUUUGGUUGAUCCGGAUGGCAGAAGCACCGCUUCAGAGGUCAACAAGUUCGAUGACAUGAUGCAUCAUCUUGUAGAAACAGGAGGCUGCAGGCAAGUAAUUGCAGUGGACCAAUCCCAUGACUUGUUUCGGGGUUUGGAUGCCAGCUACCUUCCCGCGGUGACCCUGAACUCGGAGCCCGACGAGACUGACAGCUGGAUGGGGAUCAAGUGUGGAUUUUUCUUUGAGGACAUCACUUUGACCUUCGAGGCCGCUGUUGUCGGGCACAUCGGUGGCUACCAUGCAGAGGACUCCCAUGCAUCGUUCCACUUCGUGGCGUGGGGCUUUUGUGAGGGUGGCGUAAUCCCGGUCUUUGUUUGCAAGCUUUGUCGUUUGCUUGGGUAUGCAGGGCAACGAGUUGGAGAGGCGUCCCAUCCAGGGCCUGAUCUUGGUGAUGGCCAGUUGGCUAUGUUGAUUAGCCUGGUGCAGUUGCUCAUUCAGAUGGUGGCUAAGCUUUCGAAUGCGAGUGAGAUCCAAAGCAUCGUUGCGCAGGCUGAUGCUACUGUGCAGGGCCUCAGUGCUUCCACUCAGGGGGGGGCGGAGAAUGCGCGGCAAGUGCGCGUUGAAGAGCCGGAGGGUGAGUGGACUCAGGUGAGGAAAAAGAAGCGGGGGAAAGGCAAAGGAGAUGAUACUGCGCAGUCAGCCCCCUUAGCUGAUGUUGCGCCUCGAAAUGGCAAGAAGGGCGGGAAGGAGAAGCCUGAGAAAGUUGGCAAAGCGCGUCCUUGCGAUGCAGCCAAUGGUCCUCGCUCAGAGGGCAAGAAGGGUCAGGGCAAGGGUGAAGGGGUGGGUGAGCGCAGGGCUUUUGAGCGCCCUGAGCUCAAGCAUGAUGAGUGGGAGCUUCGGCAGGAGGACUGGCAUGCUACGCUAGUUACCUCGGAGCAGCUCGAGGAUUACAACAAGGCGGGUGAAUCGCUACUUGUCUUGGCAAAAAACCGUGAGGAGGCUGAGGUCCUCCAGAUUUUGGCCAGUGGGCGCAGCUUCAAGAGCUCGCUGCUUGUGGUCUAUCGCCAUGAUGAAGGCUCUCUGUCGAUGCCAUUUUGGCAGAAGGGGCGCGCGGCUUUGCAUCGCGUUGAGAUCUUGAAGUUUCAGGUCAAUGGUGUUGCGUUGGCUACCCUCAAGGGUGAGAAGAAGGUCGUCAGUAUCAAGGCGGUCCCCACCACGGUGCUGCGCCUUGCGCUGAUUCAACAGCUUGCGUCAGCGGCUGACUGGGCUGCUGCCACCAAGAACCUUAGGAGCUUUGCCAUGACCAGGGCUGCUGCGGUCAAAGACCUCUGGGGUGGAGCUGUGGAGCAGAAGCGCGGAGCCACUUUAGUGGCAUUGGUGCGUGUGCCUGACGACCAAGUUCAGGCACUCUUGCAGAAGAGUGGCGUUGGCGGUCUUUUCUGGGAGCCUUUGCAGCGCAGUGUUGCGGGGGUCAACUUGGGCGUGCGAUGGAUUGAUGCCAAUGAAGGGGAGAACGAGGUUGACUACUUCCAGCGAUGCUUGCUCAUGAAGCCGGCCUGGGGCUUGGUGGCUGGUCGCAAGCAAAUUGGCAUCCGAGUUGACCGCUCAACGGAACUUGUCAUCAGAUCGUGGAGACUUCCCAACCUGCCGCACGAGUGGACGCAGGAUGACGUGAUGAAGGUGGUUCAGGAAGCUGGGCUUGAGCAGGUUACCGUCACUGGUCGUCUUACCAGAAAAGGCACCGCCACCUGGUUCGUGCGUGGGGCGGCCUCGCUGGAUGUACUGGCCAUUCCCGUUGAGCAAGGUUCUCCGCCAAAGCAGACGUUGUACUACUUGCUUCCGGCUACUCCGAGUCCGAGGGGGCCGUCUGCGAGACAGCCGCUGCCGCGGCAAACGCCUGUUGUGGUUGAGACCAACCAGUUCAAAGUGGUGCAGAAGCCGCUGGCUGGUGAGCAGGAGACUGGCGAGGGCAGACCUGAAGGUGAUGUCAAACGUCAAGCGAUUGGUUUGAGAGAGGUGCCUGAUGGCACCAAGCUCAUUCAGAUCCAGCGUGAUGGCAAUUGCUUGCCAGGCUGUGUGGCCCAAGCUGUGGCGUGGCACAAGAAUGCCAGCCGACCGAUGCCCACGAGCCGCAUGAGAGCUGAGGUUGUCGCCUACAUGAGGAGGAAGCAAGCGCAUUUUGCUCCCUUCUGGGACAAGAGAGAUACGAAUGAUGUUGAAGGAGGCGUGCCUGACUUUGAGUCCUACCUGAAGGAGGCUGCAAUGGAAGGAAAGUACUGGGGCCAUCUGGAGAUUAUGGCAGCUGCCGAUCUCUUCAGCUUGGCGGUGUACAUCAUUCCUGCAGAGGCUUCGUUGACGCCGACUAAGGUUGGAACUGGCAAUUUUCCUGUUGCUCUCUCCUUUGAGCGUGGCACGGGGAAGAUCGGCCACUAUGACUUGCUGGUGCCUGCCCUCGAUGGUGGGCCCUUGCCAGCUGUGAUCACGAACAUCCAGGAGAUCGGUGACACUAAGGGCGGUCGAGGUGGAGGAGUCCGUGACCACCCGAAUGACACUGCUGAGGGCUCUGAUGCGGCGUGGACCGUGUAUACUCGCAAUGCUGAAGGAGUUCAUGUGCCGGUAGGAAGAGUAAGCGGCGCUGUUGUUCCUCCGCCUGCGCCUGUGCGGCCAUCGGCGAGCACGGCUGGGGGCGGCAGCAGCCGAAAGGGCGCACCGAGCGCUGCCACUGGUGGCGCAGCAAGCUGUUCGCUGGUUGCAGCUUUUGCACGGGGGGCGAGGAGGUGUGAGCUUUCGCGAGACAGCUCCAGGUGCAGCAAUGACGCUGAGGAUGAUGUGGCGGUUUUGGCUGAUGUGGAGGGCAUUGAGACGGAGCCUGCCGAGCCGACGCGCAGAAAGAAGAGCAAAAUCUGGGAGUGGACAUGUCCAGUCCCUGACUGUGGCUUCACGUGCGGAGGCUCCUUUUGGUCUUUCCGCAAGAACAAGCACAUUCGAGCGUGGCAUCCUGAGCGCAUGAAGGAGCUCAAUCUUCGUGGUGUCAUAGAUGAGCCGAUCGAGGUGCGUGAUGAUGCUGUUGUCACUUGGAGGUGCCCUGUGUGCCUCAAGGCUUUCCCCGCAGAGUGGAACUUGACGGGGGACAAGCUGCGGCAGUGGAAGCUCGCGCAUGGAGCGCGGGCGCAUCCUGAGGAGAACAUCGCCAUCUUCAAGAGGAGAACCGCUCGGCCCUGCAAUGCGCCCAAGGCCACUCAGGCCGUGCGGGCGAAAGGGGUCUCGUCGCGGCUUUCUCAGAUCAAGCGUGGCAUUGGUGGACACAGUGGACUCUUCACGAUUGAUGUGCCAGCAACACAGCCUGGGCGACGUAGCGCCGCGUAUUUUGUUUGCCGCCAUUGUAAGUGCCUCGCGCAUACUGCCAAGCUCCUGGCCAAGAUGCCCUGUGAGGCGGUGGUGGGCAUGUCGCAGCAGCGCCAGGCCUUGAUUCAGCGACUGGCCAAGCAGAAAGAAGAUGCGACGCUGGAUGAGCGACUUCGAAGUGGUGCGGCUGAGCUUGUCAACUUCCUCACUGCUGGAGCGGGCGAGGGUGAGGCCUCGAAGCAGCACAUCGCCCGAGAUCAUGAGCUCGAGGCCAUCCCAUGGCCGAUGGAGGACAAGUCUUUUGCAGUGCGCUUUGUGUGUGUUGCCUGCUGCCGGUUGGCAGGCAACGAGCGGGGCUUUCCCAAGGGCACUUGCAAGGGCGAGAAGGCUUUCGCGAAGUAUCGCCAGCGAUGGCUUCGGGAGCUGGAGCCCUGGCUGAAGGAUGAUGGGCCUCGCGGGCGUGCUGCGCGGCAGGCCAAGUCCAAGCUUGGCAUCUUGGAUGAGCCGAGUCCGCCUGAGCUUCCCCGAGGACUGGUUGGUGGCGGCGAGGAGCGAGCAGCAUGA
Messenger RNA from Symbiodinium natans, 5502 nucleotides. NCBI's taxonomy places the organism in Eukaryota, Dinophyceae, Suessiales, Symbiodiniaceae. The record is from the annotation of a GenBank genome assembly.